Molecule: messenger RNA, 2628 nt
Organism: Herpailurus yagouaroundi (jaguarundi)
Lineage: Eukaryota; Metazoa; Chordata; Mammalia; Carnivora; Felidae
Gene: CUNH8orf48
Product: chromosome unknown C8orf48 homolog
Exons: 1
Coding region: 278-1177 (299 amino acids)
Source: RefSeq, a predicted model, not a curated record
GAGGAGGGGCUCGGCGCCUGCCCGCACCCACUGCGCAUGACCGCAUGACGCUGCCGCCCCCGUUGCCAAGGCAGCGGGAAGGCGUAGCCCGGAAGGGGAGCCUUGCUGAGCGACAGCCCUGAGACUGAUACCCGUUGCGCUCGGGGCUCGCUAGUUCCUGAGCCAGUCUUGACCGGAACAAAGCCGAUGAACACCCAGGUAUGAUGCAAAGGGAUAGCCAUCUGCACAGAGGAAUUCACAAGAGCCAGGGGAACUGGCCCAAACGGACUUGAGGGCUAUGGCAGACCUUUCUGAGGACACCAUUCCUGAUGAGAUACAGAGUUCCGGUUCAUUCAGCUCCUCCAGAGGACUGCAGCCCUGGCCCCAGGCCUCUGGGAACAAACCUGCGAGUGGAAAGCCGACCACACCCUUGGAAGACGGAGACAAACAAUCUGAGCUUCCAGACUACAAAAAUAAUGAGGAGAAGUUCAGUAGAAAAUGGAUCAACUAUCUCAAGGGCAAAGAAACUAACUCUGGACAGUACCAACCAGACGCUAAACUUCAGACACAAAGCACUCGGGUAUCCGAUGAAGAACUGAAAGCCCAGCAGUCUUUUUGCGCCGUUAAGAUAAGCCUGAUCCAUCGCAGAGCAAACUUGAAGGAGAAAAAGAGCAGCAGACAAAAAAAGCCACAGCUUAGAUUGGUUGCAGAGGCUUCAGAGAUAGAUGCCUUAAACUGUACUGUGCCUGAUGAACUUUUGAACAGAAUCUACUUAAAAAACAUAAGGACAGCACCAAAACAGGUGGCAACAGCUGAUCAACACAUUUCUUCUCAGUGCCCCAGUUGCAACAGAAAAAGAGCUGAACUGGCUCAAUCGGCCUUUCUGAGACAAAAGAAGACUUUACUGGAGUCACUUCUACUCCAAGAGAAAAUGGAUGAACAUCUUUAUACCAGAGACUUUCUUACCCUUAUUGGAGAUGCACAUCAGGGCCUCCCCAGGCUUUCAGAUGAUCCCAAAAUAAUCUGGAAAAGACUGAAUGAGAAAAGUCAGAUCAGAAACUCUGGUUUUGAAAGGUCAGAUACAGAACAGGUGUGGCAGAAUGAAAAAAGUGUUUGUCAUUUACCUUUUCUCCACCACCUGUCCAAACCACUUACGCUAUCCAAACAGGACACAGUAUUUAUUAAUGAUAAUGUGUAAUGUGGAUAAAUGUUUCUGUUGUGUAUUUGAAUAAUCAUCAUUUUUACAGGCACUUUGGAAACCAAUUUAAGACUUUACUAUGUUUUCUUCACAGAGGUGACGACUAAAAACUUUCCAUCCAGUACAUUUUUUCACAUUAUAGAGGGCAACAUUGUAGUUGGUAUACUUGCAAAGUUUUCACAAUCCAGGAGAGAGAUGUUGGUAGUUUAGGGUUUUGACCAUACCAACAGAAAGAAGUACAGAAAUGUAAGAGAUGGUUAGGAGGUAAUAACAGCCUUUGGUGAAGUAAUGGAUAUGGGAUUUAAUAAAGGGUAAAUGUUAAGAAUGUUACUAAGUUUCUGACUUGUGCAUUUGGAUGAAAGAUAACAUCAUUAAGAUAGGAAUAUUGGAAAAGAUCUUGUUUGAUGGUAGUGAUUAAGAGUGUGAUUAUCUGGACAAAGUUUAAGGUAUAUUUGAGACAUCCACAUUGAGAGGUUGAGAAACGGUUAUUUGUGGGUGCAGUCUAAAGAUAAGGUUGAGCCUAGAGAUUUGAAAUAAAGUUGGAGGGGUGGUGGUGGUGGAAUCAUUGACAUCUUGUUGGGAAUUGAAAUAAGAGAUACGGUGAGCUUUUCUAGAAGAAAGUAGAGUGAGAGAGAGGAGGGGCUAUGAGCAACUCCUGAGAAAUUCAGCAACUAUCGGCUGGGUGGGAGAGAAUAAGCCAGCAAAGGAGGUUGAGAAGAAAUGAUCAUAGGAAACCAGGAAUGUGUCAUGUUACAGAGAUCAAAGAAAGAAUAUUCCAAAAAGGAUGGGUUGUCUAAGCAUGCUAACUCAACAGACAGUUCCUUUGAGAUAACUAAGUUAUGUGUUGGAUUCUGUUGACCUUAGCAAUAGUCACUUCACUUACAGAAAUUGGGCAGACCAGACUAAGUGGAUUGAGGAGUAGAUGUAAGUUAAGGAAAUGAAGACUUUGAAUACACUAUAUUCCUGGUUAAGUGCAGGGAGAUGGGGGCGAGGGGGUAAGCUGGAGGUAGAUACAGAAUUGAGGAAAGAAUGCUCUAAAAAGCCAUUUUGUUCAUAAAGAUUCUAUGAAAGUUUUCUUGUUCCUCCUAAUUUCCAUUCUGAUGAAACAGUAUCACCCCCUGGAGAAUACCAUGGUAAUCUGAAAAUACAUUUGUUGUAAAAGUGUUAGAUGCAUUCCAAGAAAUUUUAUCUGUUAUUUCCCUAUAAAAACAUAAAUCCUAGAAUUACCGACAGCAUCUGGACAUCAUUUUUCUACAUGUCUAACACCUAAGCUGUCACAGUCAAAAAGAAAUUUGUAAAAAUCAGCACAAAACAGUUUUUGUAUCAUGUUCCAAUAACACUCUUUGGAGUUUAGACCUUCAUUUAUGUAUAAAGAUACUGUUGUAUCCUGUAGAAUUUAGCCUAUUUCCUGUUAGUCAUUCCUAAAUAAAAUGGAAAACAAAUCAUUACCA